AUGGCUGGAAAAUGCGCAGGACGGUCUGUGGUUUUAAUAUCACUCUUGGCCGUUGUAGUUUACUUCUCAGGAAUUACUGAUGUUUUAGGCAAAAAUAAUAUUGAUAAUGAGUUGGAGAAAAUCACAUUUCAAGGAGAGGGAAGCAUCAACGAGCAUCCGGAAAAUUGGCCGGUGAACCUUCACCCUAACCUGUAUUUUCACCAGGUGGACAUACGUUUACUGCAGCAGAGAUCUGCCACGACGCACAGACAUAUUUUUAAAGUUAUCCGGCUUGCUGUUGGGACUAUGCUCGCCAAUACUGCACUCUAUCUACCCCCGGUGAAGCAUGAGGAAUUUUCCAGCAAAUGGAAUGAAAUUUACGGCAACAAUCUUCCCUCUCUCGCUCUGUACUGUUUGCUCUGCCCCAAAGAUACAGCUGCCCAUCAAUUCUUAAUGAGAUACAUGGACCAGAUGGCAGUGUACCCUAACUGGACGGUGACCAACGCUCCCAAUGACGAGGUUCCCAUGGCUCACUCCCUCACAGGAUUUUCCACAGCCUAUGACUUCAUCUACCCUCUCCUGGACACACCGCGAAGGGCACGCUACAUGAAGAAAAUACGUGCCGCCACAGAGGAGCUGUACGAACUCUCCAAACACAGGGGAUGGGGGAAGCAGUUUUUACAGAAUCAUCAGACUACCAACAUCUUAGCCAUCCUGACCGGCGCCCUCGUGGUGGGAGCACACAGUGACCCGGAGACAAUGAUGUGGAAGCAGGUGGCCGUUAACUACAUGGAAAAGACCAUGUUCCUCCUCAGUCAUGUAGUGGAUGGCUCGCUAGACGAGGGUGUGGCCUAUGGGAGCUACACCGCAAAGUCCAUCACUCAGUAUGUUUUCCUGGCGCGUCGCCACUUCGACAUCGACAACACCCAGAACAACUGGUUACGGGCGCACUUCUGGUUCUACCACUCCACACUUCUGCCAGGUUUCCAGAGGACAGUGGGCAUCGCUGACUCCAACUACAACUGGUUCUAUGGACCGGAGAGUCAGCUGGUGUUCCUCGAUGCAUUUGUGCUCCGGGACGGCACCGGAAACUGGCUGGCCCAGCAGAUCUGGAAACAUCGUCCCAAAGAUGGCCCCAUGGAGCAGUCGGCAGCCCAGCGCUGGGCCACCUUACACACUGAGUUCCUGUGGUAUGACAGUGAGCUCUCCAAGCAACCACCAGCCGGGUUUGGCAAAGCACUACUGCACAUGUUCUCAAACUGGGGUGUGGUGACUUACGGGGCUGGUUUAUCAUACGGUCAAGGCAACACUUUUGUCUCCUUCAAAUCGGGGAAGCUGGGCGGUAGGGCGGUGUAUGAUAUCAUCCAUUCCAAGCCCUACUCCUGGCUGGAGGGCUGGAGCAAUUUCAAUCCGGGCCAUGAGCACCCAGACCAGAACUCCUUCACCUUUGCCCCUAAUGGACAGGUAUUUGUUUCAGAGGCACUGUACGGCCCCAAAUACAGCUACCUCAACAAUGUCUUGACGUUCGCCCCGUCUCCCACAAGCCAGUGCAAUCAGCCCUGGGAGGGCCAGCUUGGAGAGUGCGGCAAAUGGCUGCGGUGGGCAGAGCCUGAGGUCGGCAACACAGCCGGUGAGGUCAUUGUAGCUGCAUCCCACGGGGAUUCUCUGUUCGUUAGCGGAGAAGCGGUGUCAGCCUACUCCUCUGUGAUGGGGCUGAAGAGCGUAUAUCGUGCCCUUGUCUUGCUCAACUCUCAGACUCUGCUGGUGUUCGACCAUGUGGAAAAAAGCAAGGAGUCUCCGUUGAGUGCUCUGAGUGCUUUCUUUCACAACUUGGACAUUGAUUUUAAAUAUGUCCCUCACAGGGCUUUAGACAGGUACAAUGGGGCACUGAUGGACGUUUGGGAUGCUCACUACCAAAUGUUCUGGUUUGACAGUCAGGGGACUAGUCCAGUGGCGAGAAUUCAGGAGGCAGAGCAGGCUGCUGAGUUUAAGAAACGAUGGACCCAGUUUGUCAACGUGACCUUUCCAAUGGAGGGCACGGUCACCAGAGUGGCCUAUUUGAUGCACAGUCCCAAUGUCAAAAUCUCCAACUGCAGAUUCAUCGACAAUAGUAAAAAUGGAGUACGCCUCUCUGUUGUCGUCAACGGCACAGAAUCCAUUGUGUCCAUCGUAACAAACUACAAUGACAUUGGUGCCAGAUAUAGCUACUUGGGCUUUGGGGGAUAUGCAAAGAUGCAAAGCAGACAUCAGAUAAUCCACUUUGGUCUUGGAGUUCAAACAGUGUCUGAACAAAACACUGUGAAUCCAGUCUAUGACUUUGGGUUUAUGGUUAAUAUAGUGGGAGGGCUGACACUGUGUCUCGCCAUUGGGUUUUUAAUCCUGCAACGCACGUUUUAUUUCUGCUUCCGCAAGAUCAUGCGCUAUACUUUAACGUUUGUUCUCCUGCUGUGGGUCGUUGAGUUUCUGUUUGUCUCCAAUAGCUGUGAUUGGCUUGUCUGUGUCCAAUCAGUGUCCAAUCUGCCCCCAAACCCUCUCCCCACAGUCGUGGUUACAUCCCUGCCAGGGUCUGGGGCUGAAGUUCUCAAGCCCCUUUUCUAUAACAGCUCUGACUUUGUUUAUCUCCAAGUCCCCACAGAGGACUUAGUCAUCCCGGACACUGAGUUCAACUUUGACCCCCUGGUGGACGCCUGCGUGUGGUCCAGACUAGAUGCGGAAAGAGGUCACUACAAGGCCAUCCAGGGCUGGUUCCAUUCCUUGGUCUCUAACCCUAGACUUCACCUGCAGAACAUUCAGUUGCACAACGAGGGCAGCUGGAAUGAGAUUGGGGUGGAGCUUUCUGGCAAGAGGAGGAAGCCAAUUCGUAGGCAGUCAGGGUCUACGAAACCGAGGGGGAGUUCAGAUAGAGAUGGGGAGUAUGUUCGGGAGCUAAGGCGGCACAUGGAGAGGUACCCUAAUGCCCGCCCUGUCCUCAGCCUGAGCAGCGGGAGCUGGACCCUGAAACUCCCGUUUUUCCGAGAGGUGGUCGGUCACUCAUUUCGGGCGGUGCACGUUGUGCGAGAUCCUCGCGCUUGGAUUUACCUUAUGCUCUACAACAGCGAGCCAAGCCUCUAUUCUCGCAAGAAUGUGCAAAAACAUGUCGCCGCAAUUUUUAAGCAAGAGAGGAACGGCGGGAGAAGCAAGUGUACACUAGGGUUCACCCAGGAAUUCUUGACAUUGCACAGCGUCCUCUCUGAUCCAGAGAUGGAGCCGGUGCUGCUACUGGCCCAUCUGUGGCUGGCCCACACAACCACGGCACUCCGGGUCAACGGCGACCUCACCGCCUCUUACCUCCAUGUGAGAUUUGAGGACAUUGUGCAAUAUCCCGAGGAGACAGCAGGAAAGAUACACACGUUUCUCGGGGUUCCCGUGGCCCCAGCUGCCCUCAACCAGCUCAUGUUCGCCACCUCCACCAACCUGUACAACCUGGUGUAUGAGGGAGACAUAUCGCCAGUCAGCAUCAAUGUGUGGAGAGAAAAAAUGCCCAUCCACGAGAUCAGAAUGAUAGAGGACACAUGCUUAACGGUUAUGGAGAGGCUUGGGUACUCAAGGUACUUAAGUUAAUAGCUGCUGUAUGAUGUCCUACGAUGGACACCGUACUUUUGGUUUGUUGACAUGUAUACUUUGUUGCUCUAUAUUUUGCACAUUCCACUAUUAUGUUAUUUUUAAUUGUCCAGUCCUUGUUUAUAGACUGGGAUGUAUAAAAUAGAACAGAGUGAUGUGCUCCUUAACACUUUUUUGAAGUGUAUGAUUUGUCUGACUAACGUGAUGUCUUUUCAUCCAAACAGUUUUGAAGUUUGUUGGCUGGUUAUUUAGCCACGCCCAGAAUCUCCUGGCUAGCAUUUUUGGAGCAUGUAGCAAUGCUAGGGGGACAUGAAUUGUUGAUUCAACAUGGAACAAAUCAGCAAC
Messenger RNA from Salvelinus namaycush (lake trout), 3924 nucleotides. RefSeq names its product dermatan-sulfate epimerase-like protein. Bases 1 to 3579 code for a protein of 1192 amino acids. NCBI's taxonomy places the organism in Eukaryota, Metazoa, Chordata, Actinopteri, Salmoniformes, Salmonidae. Gene Ontology annotation, molecular function: chondroitin-glucuronate 5-epimerase activity. The transcript has a single exon. The record is from RefSeq and is a predicted model, not a curated record.